GGGAUAAAGUCCUCAAGUAUACCCGGAAGAAGGUGGCGCCGCGCACAUGCGCUGUUGGGAAACAUGGCGGAAUUGGAAAUCGGGCAGCAUUGUGGGGUUGAAGAGUGUAAACAGCUCGAUUUCCUCCCUUUUGUCUGUGAUGGCUGCUCAGGAGUUUUCUGCAUUCAGCACAGAAGUCUGUCUGCUCAUGGUUGUUCUGAGGCAAAUCUAAAAAACAAAAAUAUGAAAUUGGAUUCUCACAAAUCAUUUCCAUGCAUGUAUAAAGAUUGUGAUGGAAGAGAACUUGUACCCGUCUUAUGUGCUUAUUGUGAAAAACAAUUUUGCUUAAGGCACCGUCAUCAGUCAGACCAUGAGUGUGAGAAACUGGAAAUCCCUCAGGCUCGUAUGACUGUCACUCGGCAACUGAUUAAAGAUAUUGUAGAUUCUAAAAAAGAAGCCACAGCAAUUAAAAAAUGCAGAGGAGCCAAGAACCCCGAAACAGCUGCGAAAGUGGCCCUGAUGAAACUAAAAAUGCAUGCAUGUGGGGAGAAGUCUGUACCGCAGACAAACAGAAUCUAUUUCCAAGUAUUUUUACCCAAAGGAAGCAAGAAUAAAAGUAUACCCAUGUACUUUUGCAGCAAAUGGAGCAUUGGCAAAGCGAUAGAUUCUGCAGCCCGCUUAGCAAGCCUUAAAAAUGACAACAACAAAACCACAGCCAAGAAAUUAAGACUUUGCCACACAGCAUCUGGAGAAGCCCUGCCUUUGGAUCACACAGUAGAAUCGUGGAUAAACUCUAAAGAAUCGCCGCUAUAUAAUGGGGGAAAUGUGAUCCUGGAAUAUCUUGAUGACAUUGAACUUUUAGCAGAUACAGAUUCUUAUCUAUAGUAAUUAUGGAAAAUACUGUUUUUGUAUUUAUUGUAUCACAUUGAACAUGAGAAGACUUUCUGUUUUGCUAGCUCUAUGGUACAAGAGUGAUUUUUCCUAAGAAAUGGGAAUUCAAUUUAAAAAGAAAUCUGUAUUUAGUCUUUUGUUUUCCCAAGUGGGCAAAUACAUUUGUCAUACAUGUCAUCCCAUAUACCGAAAAUUGAGUUCAGAUUGACAUACUCAACUGAAAAGUCUACCUGUGGUGCUUAAUACAUGUGGGUUAUUAUAAACUUAGUAUUCAAGUACAGCAGGUGAUUGUGUUAUUUGCCUGCUAUUUUCUGAACCAAUUAAAAUAAAUGAAGUUGAAAUAAAAUCCAAAAAUAGAGUUGGUUUAUUAAACAUAAUGGAAGAUUAUUCUAUUUUAUUUCACAAAAUUUUGUCUUUUGCUACUAAUGGUCCUGAAAAAGAGAUUUUAGGCACCACUCAGAGUUGCGUGAAAGAUGGUCCACUAUAUAAAUAGUUUAAAUAAAUGUUUUUUAUCAAAUAAUGAUAGGGACUAAAAUAUCUCCAGCAAGAAUGGAAAUACCGUACAUGAUAGUUUUGGUUAAAAUGAUUAUUUCAAUAAGCAUUGCUCAUUCUACUCCUAUGAUCCAACUAUUCAUAGAUGCUCUUUUGGAAUUUUAAUAUUUAUUUUGAAAACCAUACUGUAUUUACAGUUCACUUGCAUAUUUAAUUUUGAUGUUAGCUGGAUUUGGGAUCAAUUAAAUGGUUCAAAUGUCAAUAGAACAUUAUGACGUGUCUUACAGUUGUAUCAACUAUGAACGAUUUAAUCUUUUUCAACCCUGACUUUUAUUUGUCAAAAAUAUUUGAAGUAAUGUAAUUAAUAUUGUCAGAUAAGUGCCCUACUGGAGAAAGUGACACCAUUACUGUCAAUUUGCAACUCUAUCAGCUACAGAAGCAGAAAUAUUUGUGUGAGAAGCUGUGUGUGGUCAUACAAAAACCUGUAACAACCAAGCCAUUUUUUUUCUUAUAAAUUAUAAUGUGUAUUUUAUAAAUUAUAUAUCAUGUUACAAUAUUCCAAUAUAUUUCUCUUUAUGAAAAAGGCGAUUUGGAAUUUGAUUUGGUGAUAGGCGAUAUUGUAGAUUAGUACAUUUGGCUAAUCUAAUACACAAUAUAAACAUUUCAAUGUUUCUCAAAGAAGGAAAACCAAUGAAUGACAAUAUCCAGCGUGGGACAUAUACCUGCAUGUUCAAAGUAUCUUUUAAACAUUAAAAUACUAAUUGCUUGUGGGCAAUUUGGAAAGACACCGUGUUGAAAUACAUUGAUAAGAAAAGUUAACUACUUUGGGUUUUAUAUUUAUGAAAGUAAUAUAAGACUGGGGAAGGAAAUCAUGGCAAGUGUGUCCAGAAGCCCUUUUUUAAGGCGAGACAAUGCCCAAUACUAUUUUGUUGUAACAUCUUAAAUGAAAUAUUUUUUGCAAUCAAAGAAUACCGUUCUCUCCUUUUCACCGCCAUUUAUCUCCAUUCCUUAAUACAAGGUAAUGUUGUACCUUGAUGAACGUAUCUUUUAUGUACACUGAGAGC
Molecule: messenger RNA, 2426 nt
Organism: Ahaetulla prasina
Lineage: Eukaryota; Metazoa; Chordata; Lepidosauria; Squamata; Colubridae
Gene: ZFAND1
Product: zinc finger AN1-type containing 1
Exons: 8
Coding region: 64-864 (266 amino acids)
Biological process (GO): cytoplasmic stress granule disassembly
Cellular component (GO): cytoplasm; cytoplasmic stress granule
Molecular function (GO): zinc ion binding
Source: RefSeq, a predicted model, not a curated record